This is a messenger RNA of Xylaria bambusicola, 1600 nucleotides long. RefSeq lists its product as uncharacterized. The coding region runs from base 251 to 1435 and encodes 394 amino acids. The record is from RefSeq and is a predicted model, not a curated record. The transcript is spliced from 3 exons. Lineage: Eukaryota; Fungi; Ascomycota; Sordariomycetes; Xylariales; Xylariaceae.
UUUAUUUAUUUUAUUUUAUUUUUAUUUUUUCCCCCUUCUCCCAAUCUCUCGCCUUGUCUCGCCCAUCAAUCAAGCCAUCGCCUCCUGGCAGCGUCUCAUCUUGAAUCAUUCACACCAUCUCGUGCAUUCAUCCAAUUGUUACAUCCACUCGUUCCCAUUGCUAUUCGAUCCGUCCUAUCCGUAGCGUGCGCUCUCCACACCAGAUAGUCGACAUUCCAGGUUAAAGGCGCGAAUAAAGCGUCAGGCAACCAUGUCUAACCCUGCCCCAACCUCUACACCCGUCGAUUCGUCGACUACAGACGAUCAAGCAACUUCAACUGCUGACACCACUUCCUCCUCGUCUACACCGCCGCCAGCAACAGAAACUACCGAAACCACCUCUUCAUCAUCCGAACCACCGCCGCCAACUAGUACGUCGUCGUCGUCUUCGAGUGAGACUCCUACAUCUACACCUGAGCAGUCUACAACGUCCACGACUUCAACACCAGAGCCAACUAGCACCUCCUCUACUCCAACCCCGACACCCUCUGAAACCUCAACUAGUAGUGAACCUUCAUCAUCAACUGAGGAGCCAACUUCGAGUGACUCUUCAACCCCAACAUCUUCAACUACGGAUGCAGUUCCUACCUCGACAUCAGAAUCAUCCGACAAUGCCUCCACAGCAACAACUACUAUCACUUCAUUUGCUACUAAAAGCACCAGUGCCGGUGCCGGUGCCAGUGCUUCUCCAACCGGGACUGGCGCGCUCAACUCAGGAAGUGAUGGCCCCUCGAGCAGCUUAAACCAGUCGAGCAAGAUUGCUGUGGCCGUUGUCGUCCCCAUCGUCGGUGUAGCCUUGAUUGUUCUAGCAGGCUUGUUUUUCUGGAGAAGACGUAGUAAACAGCGUAGGGAUGCUGAGGAAGAGCGGAGGAAAGAAGUAGAGGACUAUGCUUACAACCCAAACAAUGACCCUACCCUGCCGAAUGUUGGCGGAGGUGCUUAUGAGAUGAAGGAAGAUGCGUCUUCUGGCUAUCGUGGCUGGGGAACAACCACGCUUGCGGGCUCUACAGGACGUAAGGGAUCAACUACCAUGUCUGGCGCAGGUGAACCUUUAAUGAGCGACGGAUCGCAUAGUCCCGAAGGCGAGAUCCUGGGUGCCAUGGGCCCUCCUUCAGCCGAGAACCGUGGCGCCAAUGUCCAUCGAGGCCCUUCGAACGCUUCAUCUUCGUAUAGCGCGGCGGGCAGAUCUGACGGCUCAGGCGAGAAUGGCCCGUACGGAGGUCCCGGAUAUUAUGACCAAUACGGUACCAGCAAUCCGUAUAGCGAUCCAUACUCUGACAACCCGAACGGCCCGGUGCAACCCGUCAUCCGUGACAACCCAGCUCGGCGAAAUACUCGCAUAGAGAAUUCGUCUCACUACCCCCAACAAAGUGCAGGCAUCUCUCAAAACUUCUAAUUCUGCACGCCGGCUAAAAUGCGUGAGGAAAGAGAAAUAACGCAGAAAACGAAAAGGAAGCCAAAAUGCAUAUAUUUCAUGUGUCAUAUAUUGAUACCCAACUUUCUACUUAAUACUUUGACAUAUUCAUGCCACUACUCUACGGAACAGCAUCAAGCGCUUUGA